Puma concolor (puma) is the source of this 654-nucleotide messenger RNA. Lineage: Eukaryota; Metazoa; Chordata; Mammalia; Carnivora; Felidae. The record is from RefSeq and is a predicted model, not a curated record.
ACAGCGCGGAGCCGAGAGCGGAACGCAGCCGGCACCAGGCACCCACCGACGGGCGCAGCGGGAGCGAGCGGAGCAGAGCCGGAGGCGCGCUCCGAGCAGAGAGAGCUGAGCCGGCCGGCCGGGCGCCCUCCCCAGUCCCUGCUCCCGCGCCGCGCCCCUCCGGCCAGCAUGAGGCUCCUGUCCGCCGCGCUACUCCUGCUGCUCCUGGCGCUGUGCGCCGCACGCGUGGACGGGUCCAAAUGUAAAUGCUCCCGAAAGGGGCCCAAGAUUCGAUACAGCGACGUGAAGAAGCUGGAAAUGAAGCCAAAGUACCCGCACUGCGAGGAGAAGAUGGUUAUCAUCACCACCAAGAGCGUGUCCAGGUACCGGGGUCAGGAGCACUGCCUGCACCCCAAGCUGCAGAGCACCAAGCGGUUCAUCAAGUGGUACAACGCCUGGAACGAGAAACGCAGGUCUCAGACCCCGGCCAGCUCCUCUAGCAUCGUCGAAGGGGUGAACACCCACCACAGUAGCCACGGCGAGCAGAGAGCCAAGCCUGUUCACAUAACCCCAUGGGAGGGCAGCAAAGAGCAGAUGUACCUGAGCCCAGGGCUCUCCGAGGUCCCCCGGGGGCCGUGUGAGAACAGUGACAGCAGUGAACCAGACAGCCAGUGA